Messenger RNA from Pristis pectinata (smalltooth sawfish), 14459 nucleotides. RefSeq names its product plexin b1b (gene plxnb1b). Gene Ontology annotation, cellular component: semaphorin receptor complex. The record is from RefSeq and is a predicted model, not a curated record. The transcript is spliced from 38 exons. The coding region runs from base 422 to 7063 and encodes 2213 amino acids. Gene Ontology annotation, biological process: regulation of cell migration; positive regulation of axonogenesis; semaphorin-plexin signaling pathway involved in axon guidance. Gene Ontology annotation, molecular function: semaphorin receptor activity; protein binding. NCBI's taxonomy places the organism in Eukaryota, Metazoa, Chordata, Chondrichthyes, Rhinopristiformes, Pristidae.
UCCCAGUGCGGCGAUUACAAUGUAAAGGGGGUUCAUUAAGUGCCUGUGAACUGGCAGUAAGAGUCUGCAAACAGCAGCACGCACAACACAGCAUUUUCUCAUACAUCGAACAGAGACAGAGAGAGAGGAAAGAAAAUCAACACUAUCUCCUGAAGCGGGAUCCUUGCAUAGUGCAGAAAGUCCUGGGAAUUAAAACUUGCUGAUGUACCACACAGAUCACAGAGCUGUGGGAUUAAACGCUGAUCAGCUGCUGGAACGCUUCUGAAUCCGUGUGAAAGCUGAAAGCAGAAGCCUGCGUUGCAAUUUUUUUUAAAGAAACUUUUAAGGUCUAUGUGUGUGGGGUCAGCACUAAGGACAGGGCCGGCAGUGCAGGGGUGAUGCACCUGUCCGGAAGCCAGGAAGAGACAAAUGCACCUUGACCAUGCUGUCUGGGACCAUCCUCUUUGUCAUCGUUUUCUCAAGUGCUUGCACCUGCCGUGGAGACCGUUACAAGUCUUUCAGUAGAUCCGACACAAAGUUUGAGCACCUAACAGUUGAUCCGGAGACUGGGAAUGUCUACAUUGGAGCUGUGAACUUCCUCUUCCAGCUGACCUCUGAACUGACCGAUCCGGUGGUGCAACCGACUGGGCCACAGAAUGACAGCAAGGACUGCCUCCCUCCUGUCACCCGUAGCGACUGCCCGCAGGCUCGGCUGACAGACAACCACAACAAGCUGCUGCUGAUUAAUCCCUACGGCAAAGAGCUGAUCACCUGUGGGAGUUUGUUUCAAGGGAUCUGUGAAAAAAGGAGUUUGGGGAUGAUUAGCCGGAUUUUGUUCCGACCUGAACGGCCAGUCGACACGCAGUAUGUGGCUGCCAAUGACCCGAAUGUCACGACCGUGGGAUUGGUCGGCCUGUCCAAGGGUGAGGUAGCCGUGCUGUUUGUGGGGCGUGGAUACACCAGCAAAGGUGCCGGUGGAAUCCCGCCGAUCACCACCCGCAACUUGGUGUCAGCAGAGCCACAAAGUCCGGAUUCCCAUCCCACUUUUUCCUAUGAGGAUACAGCAAAGUUGGCCGUGGCUGGAAGGCUUUCGGAGUACAACCACCACUUCGUCAAAUCUUUUAUUUAUCAGUUGUCUGUGUAUUUUCUAUUUUACCGCAGGGACCUCAAGUCCCCCUCCAGGGAAUAUAAGACCUAUGUGUCACGGGUCUGCCUGGGUGACAUGCAUUAUUACUCGUACGUGGAGGUGCCCCUUGCCUGCCAGACCGCAGACAGGAACUACAAUUUACUUCAGGCUGCCUACGUCAGCCGGCCAGGAAAGGGCCUGGCCGACGGGGUUCUCCAAACCGACGGGGAGGUGCUGUUUGCCACCUUCGCUCUUGGUCAGACAUCCACGGCGAAGCCGACGGAAGAGUCAGCACUUUGCAUUUACACCAUGAGUCAGAUCGAUCAGAUGAUCAAUCAGACUCGGGACUUGUGCUACACCAAUCACGGCAAGACCCCAGAUGGCAAUGAGGCAGCCUAUAUAGAGUAUGAAGUCAAAUCCAGCUGCAGUGGGCUAACGUCAGACACUCUUAAUGCCUACCCCUGUGGGUAUGACCACACACCCAGCCCAAUGGCCAGUCGCAUUCCUAUUGAGGCAUCCCUUGUGCUGAAGGUUGCCCAGGGACGGCUGGUCGCUGUAGCAGUGACAGUGGAAAUGGAACACACCAUUGCCUUUGUGGGAGAUGACAAGGGGUACCUGCACAAGGUUUUUGUGAAACCAUCUGGAAAUGUGGAGCAAUAUGCAACCUUAACAAUCCAGCCCAACGUUGCAAUCAGUGGUGAUCUGGCGUUUGACCGUGACCAGGAGUACCUUUACAUCACGACUCCAUUGAAGGUGCUGAAGCUUCCUGUUAGUGAGUGCUCGGAGUACACUGACUGCCAGUCCUGUCUGCUGGCGAGAGACCCGUACUGUGGCUGGUGCAUACUGCAGGGCAGGUGCAGUAAGAAGUCAGAGUGCACGAGAGCUGAGGAAGGCAUCCAGUGGCUCUGGAGCUACAGGGAGGGUCAACAGUGCCUGAGAGUACACACUCUGACCCCAGCUAACAUCAGCAGGGAGGAGCAUAAACAGGUCUUUGUAAGUGUUGCUGACUUACCCCUUCUUGCUGAGGACGAGUUCUACACCUGUCUGUUUGAGGAUUACUCCAGUCCUGCCACCAUUACUGAGAAUGGUGUCGUUUGCUGGUCCCCCAAACCCCAGCAUCUUCCACCUACAAAAGCAGGAGCAGAUCAUGUGACUGUCAGGUUGCAGCUGAUGUUCUUCAACAUCACGCUGACAACAGCCGAAUUCACGUUCUACGACUGCAGUGCAGUGCAACAGAUCUCCAGGAGUUCUCCGUGUCGAGGAUGUGUGAGCAGUCGAUGGGGCUGUAACUGGUGCGUGCUUCAGCACCAUUGUACCCACAACACCACCUGCGAGGAUGAGGUGAUCAUUUUUAAUGAGAAUUUUGUUCUACCCUAUGUGGCUCCUCCGACACUUCCAACCAAACCACUCCGUGUCAAUGUCACAGUGCUCCCGGCCACUCUCCUUCCCACCACGGUUGCCCUCACGACGAAGGCUACGACCGUUCCUGCCACCCCAUCCACCGUACCUGCCACCCCGACCACCGUACCUACCACAGUGCCGACUACUAUGGGUACCACAGCAGCAGCUUCUACCACCAAUGCAGCAGUGCCGACUGACCUGCUGACCACUGUGCCCACCACGUCAGCUCCAACAACAGUUCCCACCACUGCAGCGGUCACAACCACUCCGACCACACUGUCGACCACAGCCAGUGCCGUUGCGGCAGCAACCACCCCUGCUGUGGCUACAACCAUCGCUGAAACCACCACGGUGCAUGUGAGCAGCCUGUCCGAGACCAUGGCUGCGUCUGCAACGCCACCCACUGUGUUUACAGUGCAGAUGCCCACAAGCCCGGGCACAGUGGUUGGCAUUCCCACCUCCCAGACCACGGACGCUCCCGUUGCAGCCACGUCAGCCUCUCCCCUGGAUGCUACGGACCAGGAUGGUAUCCCUGUUGUCACAACCGCUCCUCCUCCUCCAGAUCCCACGGAGCCCCCUUCCACUCGGUUUGCGGUACCGACCGACCCCAGACCCGAUAACCCGACCACCUGGGUUCCUUCUGUCCCCUCUGAUUGGCCAGUGAAGGAAGUUGGUGACUGGAAGGAGCCAGAUGCUUGGGUAGACCCUGUGCAGGUUGAGAAUGACACAGCAGUGUUUUCAGCCGCUGCUAUGCUCCUAUCGGGUGACGGAGAUGUUGAGAACCCUUCUCCUGCUUUUCUCCACCUGCUCAACUCUGAGGUGGACUACCACUUUGACCCUGGCUCUCCAUCCUUCUCCAGACAGAGUGAUGAAGGGGUGAAUAAGGGACCCUUGGCCUGUCCCUGCGUAGAUGAAGUGCAAGGUUCAUCUCUUCUGCCAGUCAAUGUGGAACGAAAGAUUACACUGAUGGGCCAAAAUCUUCACUUCUUCCAGGACCCGGAAGGGGACUACGAAUGUGUGUUUGUUAUUGAGGGUCGGAUGGUGGUGGUGGAGGCAUUUGUCGAAGGCGAUGAUAAUGAUCCUACAUUCUACUUCAUCACUUGUCAGGUGCACCAGUAUGCCUACUCCACUCUCCAACAAGAGUAUAAUGCAACUGUAUAUGUCCAACGACGACCCAAUUAUAGAGUGGACAGCUUGCACGAUUUGCACAUUACCCUGUAUAACUGCUCUGUGGGUCGAACAGACUGCAGCCGUUGUCAGACUGCAGACACCAAGUACUCGUGUGUGUGGUGCGGAGGAGGAAAACCCAGCUGCGUAUACAAGGAGUCGUGUGUGGAUGGCGUGGAGCAGACCUGCCCGGCGCCUGUCAUCGAAUCGAUUGAGCCGAUGUCCGGACUGCAGGAAGGUGGCACCAUGCUCACCAUCUCCGGUUCAAACUUGGGCCAGCGAUUUGAGGACAUCCAGGACAUGGUGACGGUCGCUGGUAUCCAGUGCUGUGCUGACCCUCUUAAUUACGAGGUCUCCACCAGGAUUGUUUGCUACACAGCAGCUAGUGAGGAAGAGGUGUCGGGCAAAGUCACGGUCAAAGUAGCAGGCGGCGGUAACAGCAGCUCUACACAACUCUUCACAUAUCGGAACCCAGUACUGGUUUCUAUCUCUCCAUCUCAUGGUCCCAAAGCUGGAGGAACAUCUCUUGUCCUCAAUGGCGUCAAGUUGCUGACUGGCAGACCAAGUGAUAUCAAGGUGUUUGUGGGUGACCUCCCCUGUAACAUCUCUGGUGAAGUAAAGGAUGACCGUAUCCAGUGUUGCACAGCCUCCCACAACCAGACUGGAGACUUGCCCAUCACAGCCAUGUAUGGUGAUGUUCCUAAGCGACUGAAUGAGAUCUUCUACAGCUACACUGAGGAUCCAAACAUCACUGUUGUGCGACCGGACAAGAGUUUCCUGGGUGGAGGCCGAGUGAUCAGUGUCCAAGGGCAGAACCUGGAUGCAGUGCAGACACCACAGAUGAUGGUACGGUUACUCCCAAAGGAAAGGCGGCGGAGAUCAACCAAGCUCCAAGGCUGGCCGAGAAAGAGGAAAUGCAGAAUGACGAAGGACAGCCGUUCCAAUAGAACAGGUUUGCAUGAGUUUUAUGAGUCCUGCCAGGUGAACUCCUCCUCCUUCAUGACUUGUAAAACGCCGUCAAUCGAAGCCCCCAUCAACGACGCAGUGAUCACCGUGCACUUCAUCAUGGAUGGCCUGUGCUUCAAUUUCAAUGAAAUCAGUCCAACCAAGUUCACGUACAAGCCUGACCCCAUCCUGAAACCACUCAACGCAGAUGACCCUUUGAAACCUUACAGGCACAAACCCGGCAGUGUCCUUUCCGUAGAGGGAGAAAACCUGGAUCUUGCGAUUACAAAGGAAGAGGUGGUUGCGAUGGUGGGUGAGGGGAUGUGCCUUGUGAAAACUCUGACUGGCAAUCACCUGUACUGCCAGCCUCCCUCAGAGCAGCCUGCCCCACGAAAGAGGAGUAAGCGUGAAAGCACAGACACGCUGCCAGAAUUUAUAGUGCAAAUGGGAAAACUGAGUUUCACACUGGGAAAGAUCCAGUACGAUGCAGAGAGUCAGUCUAAUUUCCCACUGGAGGCACAGAUUGGACUUGGAGUGGGAGCAUCCAUCGUCGCAUUGAUUGUCCUGAUCAUUGUCCUUAUUUACAGGCGGAAAAGUAAACAGGCUCUGAGGGACUACAAGAAAGUACAGAUCCAGCUGGAGAAUCUAGAAACCAGUGUCCGUGAUCGAUGCAAGAAGGAGUUCACAGAUCUCAUGACUGAGAUGAUGGAUCUCUCCAGUGAUCUGGUUGGAACUGGAAUCCCAUUUCUGGAUUACAAGACCUAUGCCGAGCGAAUCUUUUUCCCGGGACACAGGGAAUCACCUCUGCAGCGGGAUCUGGAUGUGCCUGAAUCCCGCCGACAGACAGUGGAACAGGGGCUCGUCCAACUCUCUAACUUGCUGAACAGCAAGCUUUUCCUCACCAAGUUCAUUCACACAUUGGAGAGCCAGCGGACAUUUUCACCCCGCGAUCGUGCUUACGUGGCUUCGCUCUUAACUGUCUCGUUGCAUGGGAAGCUGGAGUAUUACACGGACAUCCUGAAAACACUGCUGAAUGACCUUGUGGAGCAAAACGUUGCCAAGAAUCCAAAACUCAUGCUGCGCAGGACGGAAACAGUGGUGGAGAAGUUGCUGACAAAUUGGAUGUCAAUCUGUCUGUAUGCAUUCCUCAGGGAUUCAGCAGGAGAGUCGCUCUACAUGCUGUUCCGAGCUAUCAAACACCAGGUGGAUAAAGGACCAGUCGACGCUGUGUCAGGAAAGGCCAAGUAUACCCUCAAUGACAACAGACUGCUCCGAGAGGACGUGGAGUAUCGGACACUGACGCUCAAUGUGCUGGUACAAAGUGGAGAAGAUGGACAGCCUUCACCUGUCAAAGUGCUGGACUGCGACACCAUCACCCAAGUCAAAGAGAAAAUCAUUGAUCAGAUCUACAAAGGGAUGACCUACUCAUUUCGACCACACGUGGAAACACUUGAUCUUGAGUGGAGAUCAGGGUUGGCUGGACAUCUCAUCCUUUCAGAUGAAGAUCUGACCUCUGUUGUCCAGGGAAACUGGAAACGUCUCAACACCUUGCAGCAUUAUAAGGUGACCGAUGGGGCCACGGUUGCUCUUGUUCCACGUCUCAGCAAGCACAUCCACCAUGAAAAUCAUGACUACAUUGCAGGAGAGAAGACACCAAUGCUAGAAGAUGCAGAUGAAGGAGGGAUCAAAGUCUGGCACCUGGUGAAAGCCAGUGAAGAGCCCGAGCUCCCCAAACACAGACGAGGCAGCCUGCGGGAGCGGGAGCGAGCCAAGGCUAUCCCCGAGAUCUACUUAACACGCUUGCUCUCCAUGAAGGGCACUCUGCAGAAGUUUGUGGAUGACCUCUUUCAGGUGAUUCUCAGCACCAGCCGGCCUGUUCCUCUUGCCGUUAAAUAUUUCUUUGAUCUCCUGGAUGAACAAGCAGUGCACCAUGGGAUAACUGACGCAGAAACGAUUCACAUCUGGAAAACAAACAGCCUGCCUCUUCGUUUCUGGAUAAACAUCAUAAAAAAUCCGCACUUCACCUUUGACGUUCAGGUGUCGGAUAAUGUGGACGCCAUGCUAUCGGUCAUUGCUCAGACCUUCAUGGACUCCUGUACAAUUGCAGAACACAAGCUGGGUCGGGAUUCUCCAAUUAACAAACUGUUGUAUGCCAGAGACAUCCCUCGAUAUAAACAGAUGGUGGAGAGGUACUAUGCAGACAUUCGACAGACCAUCUCAGCUAGUGACCAAGAAAUGAACUCUGCCUUGGCAGAACUGUCCAGGAAUUACUCCAGUGACAUGAAUUCUCUUGUAGCUCUCCAUGAACUCUACAAAUACAUCAACAAGUACUAUGACCAGAUCAUUACGGCACUAGAAGAGGACCCGACUGCACAGAAGAUGCAGCUUGGCUACCGGUUACAGCAAAUAGCUGCAUCAGUGGAAAACAAGGUCACGGACUUGUGACAGGAGAGACUACUGAGGAAUGGUGGAAAGGAGCAGUUGGGGCAUUAAUGUAGGGAAGGCACAUUAAGACAUUGGCUGGUGGACAGAGCUUGCAGAGUACGGGAGUGCCUUGUGGGAUCAUGCUUCAUCUGCUACUCCAGCUGUGUGAACGUAGGGAACCGCACUUCUGUGACGCAUCAGGUUUCACAUAACAGUAAAAGGAGUAUCCUUCCCCACUCCCAAGCCACUUCAACCUGCACAGAACAGUCUUUGGAAAGUGUUUAUAUUUUAGAUUAUUAAGUGACUUAGCAGACAACUCAGAAAACAUAAACCUAAAGAGUCAGUGCAGAAAUGGACAAAUGGUGUUAAUAUUUUUUUUCCAAUAAGAGAUUUUAAAUGUUUUUUUUAAACUAAUCCUAAAAACACGUAUUGCAGUCAUGUGUUGCCAUCUGCAAGAUGACAUUGGGGAAUGGCACACAUAUUGAGGCAAAGGCAUUGAAGCUGUCAUAAGGUAAAAUGUUGUUGGACCAAGUUAAUUCACAGUGACAGACUUCAAUAAAUACAGGGUAGAAUACAGUGGGCACUGUAUAAUCUAUUAACGAUCCAGUCAAGCACUCAUUUCUGGCUAGGAGAUGAGGUGUUCAAGUCCUCAGCCCUUUUGAUUAGUUUGAGGAGCUUUAAGAAAUGAAAUUGCCAUUUGCCUUUCCACCAGGGAUUUAAGAUGUGGUUAAAAGGGUUUAUGGAAUAGCCUGCCCAACAAGCUCCAUAAACACAGUGGUCUCUUACUUCACAACCAAUAUCCAUCAGAGAGAGAGACUUCUCUAACUAGAGCCUUCCUCCUUAAACCCAUGGAAUGGUGCUUGUAUAUAUCUUUUGUGUGGUCUUGCCUGAUGGGUGCCUGUGGUGAUGGCAAUCUCCAUGAAAUGGAAGGAAGUACAUAUUGUUAAUCUGGCAUCUCAUUAUAUAAACCACAGGCCUGCUGAAUUCUACAAAUUGACUUUAAUUGUUAUUCACCUGUUGUCUUCCAUGUUUCAGCCAUUGAUUGGGUAUCCAAAUCCUCUGGUAACUUCGGCUGAUUCAAGUAAGUAAGGCUACUCAGCUGAGACUGAUGGCAGCCCGCCAGGUUAAAUUUUGAGGCCACAGUAACAAAUAACAGGGGAUUAUUGCAUGGUGUUAAAGUUGGCAUUCGUUUCUUUUUGGAUCACAAUUAAACGCUUAGUAUUCUUUUAAUGUUAAAGGGCUAAACGACAACGGAAACAUUUUAUUAUAAAACAGUACCUACAGUCACCCAGAUGGCCCGGUUUCAAGCCAGGAAAAAUCUUGAUUCAAAUGUAUCUGAAAUCCCAGUUUAUUAAAAGUUUCUAAAGAAACUGCUGUUACAUUUUAGGUAUUUGCAACUUGUUCCUAUCCGUCCUGAACCAUUGUGUACAUUCUAAGAUUCUGAUAUACUUGUUGAAGCAAAUUACGUUAAUAUCAUUGUAUCAAGUGACUGAUUUCAUCUGAGCCACGUGACCACCGGAAGUCAGUCAACUUGUAAUUUUUUUUUGACUCUUUAUUUCAGUUAAAAUGUCUGAUGCCUUUUUGGCCCAAAAAUGCCACAGACAGAUUACCAGUGUCUGGUAGGAAGUGAAGAGAAGAGAAUUAUAAGUGGGGGUGGUGGUAGGGUUGUGAGUAGUAGGACCUGGAUUUGAAGUUUUAAAAACUGUUCAAAUGUCCAUAAUAAUGGAUGUCAGUUUUCAUUACUUUUCUUCAAAGUAGGUUUAAUUAUAUUUUUUAUUUAUUGUUGUCAGAAAUAGUAUUCCAUGCACAUCCAGUAUUCUAACAGCAGUGUUAAUUAUGAGAGGGAAAUUAAGACUAACAUAGUGUGUUGAGUAGCAGAUAUUUUCCCUUGAACUGCAGGAUCCACAGUCAUUCCUCUACUUGGGGUUUAUGCAGUAAAGUUCUUUAAGUGUGGGAUGGGACUUCAUUUUCAACUUUGAAAUACAUAAUUGUAUUGAUAAUUUUUUAUAUCAUCUCAAUUUAUGAUAAGUACACAUGCUUGGUUUAAAAAAAAGCAAUCCACAAUAAAAUUCCAUGCAGAUUUUUGUCACAGCUACUUAGCAACGUCUUUGAUGUUGUUGGUCCUAUGUUACUAAAAAUGCAGCCACACACCUCAUUGUAGCCGUAGUGGUGUUUAUCUGCAUGAAGGGCCUAUUUUUUAAUGAUAUAAUAUGGGAAGUUUCAGUGGCAGUAGCUGAUUGCACAGCUUAGUUACAGGAAAAUAAAUCAUGCAAGUCCUACAGUUCACCAUUAGCUGAGUCAUUUGAUUUACAAUGAAGCAGCAAUUCUUCUACAAAACCUUUCAGAAGUAUUAAUAGUCCACUCAAAUGUGAACUUGUAUAAAGCAUUCUAUCUCAGAGUUCUGUGGUGGAAAAAUAAUGGUCUUUGUUGGAAUGUCAAGCCACCUUUCAAAAGCAUGAUGAACCAUGAGCCAACUACCUUUUUCUGUCACCUUUUCUUGGUGUGUACAAGUAACAAUGGUGAGAUCAGCUGGUGCUAUGGGUGAAUUUCCCAUGCACAAGAUUACAACGAUUGUAACUGUGACUAAACCACUGAAAUAGAUAUCUUUUCUAAAAAAAACCUUUCCAAAACUUAUAAUUUUUUUAAAAAAAUAGUAUGUAUUUAUUUAUUUAGUGGGCAUGGCCUAGUUAGAUGUGGACACUGGUACAUUUGUGUAUCAUUUGAAUUUUAAAACGUUCUUCAAUCUAUUGUAACGAACAAGCACUUAUCUGCCUUCAAGAGCACAAAGAUCACAAACUGAGGGACCUAUGACAACAGCAAACCGAACUGCCAUUGAGCUCCUGCAAAGGCUCAGUGAACAGCUUUGGAAACCUUUCCAGUGAGGUGAAAUGGUGUUGACAUCUUUGUCCCUUCGGGUGAGAAUGGACCAUAUCUCCUCCUCCUAAUCUAGCAGCAGAGAAGACAAACUUCAUAUCAAGUUCAAAAGAAUGAAUAUGUUUGCUUUUACACUUUUUUUGAAUUUUUAAUGACCAUCAGAAGAUUUGAUUCUUGCAUUGCUGAUAGUAGAUUAAUCAUUUCUUUACUCCACAAGUUAAUUAGUCAAGAGAUUAACACUCCUCUGUCAAGAUUGUUGAGGGAUGAGAAUACCAUACCUAUUCAGAGCACAUUGAUUUCAAGGUAGUUGAUGUUCAGGCCAGAAUGUAUCCUUACACCAGCAAGGAGGGUGAAAAAUGCAUUAAUUGGACCAGCUCCAAGAUUUUUGCCUCCAGAUACCCUUCAUUUCCUGUGGAAAUCUUGUGCAUUGUGGAGAGUGAGCCUUCCUUUUGUAUUGUUGAGGAGAACUGUGUCCGUGUAUAUUGUGAUGGUGGCGGUAUGGGUACAGGUUUUGGUGAUGGUCAAGGCAGAUGACUAAAGUAAAUCAGAUGGUCUUGGGUUCUAAAUAUGGCAACUGCAUUUCUGUGACUGCCUUUUUAUUCAUCAAGAUUAAUUCAUGAAAUUGUAAUUCUUUAUACAUAAUUCUGGAGUGCCCUUGAGCACUCUGGAAUUGUGCACCCAGAAAUAAAAUUUGAUGAACUAAUUAAACUUUAGUUCUCUCUAAAGGGCUGAUUAUAGUUUUAUAUUGUCUAAAUUUCUGGAAUCCUGCUUUAUUCAAUUGGGUAGGGGCUUAAUGUGGGUUGCUGAGUGUAAAUUAUCAUUUCGAGGACCAGGAUUUUACAUGCAGUUUUAAGGGUUUAUUAGCAUAGUUGUUAGAAAGUUGCUGAGCAUGCAUGUUAAUGAGAGUUGUUCAUUAUAAUAACUAUGAAUAGUAUUGCCUUAAUUCUUGUUCGGGUUUUUUAUUGGCGAUUUAAAGUUACUGUUUUUGGAGAUUUAUCGUCAGAAGAAUUAUAUUUCAUUGUUUUUUAAUAUAUGCUUCUAAUGUCUUGACAUUUUACACAUUAUUAACUAUUCCAGUAUCCCCAUUCCCAAGCCAAGGGUGGAUUUACUAUGUGAAAGUUAGGUCCACGAUACGGGGGAAAAAGAAUAGCCUUUUUAUUCUGUUCUUCUCCCUUCCUGGAAUGUUUCAGCUGAUGGGAGAACUUGCCUGUGAUUUAAGAACAAGGACAAAUUCAGUUCUCCUGCUUCAUGUGAUAACCUCUGAAUGCACGUACCUUGUAUCAUUUUGCUUAUACACCCCUGUCUGCCUCAUUUAACACCUACUCAGAAGCAGUUCUACUGUGCUGUCCCUUUUUACUAAAAAUACAUUUGUUCAUAUCUUAUUCAUAAUUGUAAAGUAGUGCCCUUUGUCUCUAAAUUCUCUUAAAUUCCAAUAAUAAUUAUUGACCUUAAAACUAAGGUGUAUAAAUGUUAAUUUUUUUAACUCUAGUUGCAUUAGCAAAGAUGCAAUGGCUUUAAUAUUCACUAUUCUGUUUGAUAAACUGAAAUCUAGUUAGGAAUCAGGAAUACAAAGGAUAACAUUUUAUACGUUAAAGUGCGAGUUCUUUAUAAAUUUGCAAUACCAAAUUAUUGUUUGGAUUUGAGAAUAUCCAAGUUAAAAUAACGUCUGACUUUUCCAAAUAGUUGCAGAUAUUUUUCCCAAAACAGUAUCUGUUCACCCACUCUAUAUAAAUUUAAAGUUACUUUGCAGUCUGUAUCCUAAGUGCAUGAUAAGAACAAGAGCAAUUUAUUUGCUUAUGGAAAAAAUGUUUUGGACUGUGUUUUCAAGUGAGAUAAAGUUGAAAUUCAUUGUCUACUUUAAGAAGAAAAACUUCCAAACCUUGCUAGCUGUAGGAGCAGAGGAGGAAAGAGAUGCUUUGAAUCGCUUAAAAUAGCCAAUUAACAUCAUUUUGAAGCGUCCAGUGCUUACAAAUAUGUUACUGUUUUGUCCUGUAUGAUUUGAUAGAAAUAUUGAAUACAACUGCAAAUUGUCAAUCAGAAGAAUUGAUAUAAAAGGAUUUCCUAGAAGCAAUAAUGAAUAAGUUAAAGUUUACCAUGCCCUUCCUGUUUCUGAAUUGGUAUUUUGUAACACCAUUAACAACAUUUUUAAAAUGUGAAAUGUAUUUUGUUUAAUAUGAGCCAAAGCAUUCAAAAAAUUGAUUUGGGUGCAGCAGUUGAAAUGCUCCCUGGAGGAUUCUUUGUUACAAGGCUAACUGCACAGCAUUUGGCAGAUAAAACAUUUUCCUAUUAGUAAGAAGAAAACUGACAUGGAUUUUGCAAAUAAAUGUCACUGGGCAUUCGUAAUGAUUGCACCAUGAAUUGCAAGUAUAAGGCUGGCACAGUGACGCAGCCACUGCCUCAGUGCCAAAAACCUGUGAUCAGUCCUGACCUGGGACGCUGUCUGUGUGUAGUUUGCUCUUUCUCUCUGUGACUACCUGGGUGUCCUCCAGCUGUUCCGGUUAUCUCCCACAUCCUAAAGAUGUGCAAGGUGGCAGGAUACUUGACCAGUGUAAAUCGCCCCUAGUAUGUAGGUGAAUGGUAGAAUUCAGUAGGGAGUAUUAGAAUGUGGGGAGAAUUUUUUUUUUAAAAAGGAAGGGUUAAUGUAGGAUUAGCACAAAAGUGUGGUCAAUGGUUGUGUGGACUCAGUGGGCCAAAAGGCCCAUUACUUUCUCUCUCUGUGAACCUGGCAGCAACUUCUUCAGUACACACGUAGGCAGUUACAUGUGGAAACCCAAAAGCUGCUGUCUGUUUUGCAGCCAAGACCAAUGUAAUUUCAAUCAGUGAAUUGAGUAUUUCAGGUAUUUGUGAAUUAUUCUCACUGUAAAGUGCCCUGAUAAUGAUGUGCUUUGAGGCAAAGGUUUGUGAGUUUUUAAUGGUCUAUUAAGCCAUCAUUACUGCUUAGUAAACUCUCUGGCCCUAAAAAAAAAUAAUUUUUUUGUGUGUGCAUUUUAAUUGCUUCAGAUAAUUAUCCCAAAAUGUAAUGGAUAUUAAAAUAACUUUAUUUUAAAGAGUUUAUUUAUCAUUAUUAAGCCUUGCCCUUUAACUUGUGUGUUUGCUCCCUCAUGCUCUUUAAGAAUGUAAAAUACUAAUUCAAAAUCGUGCUUUUUUUUUACCUCCUGGUUUGCUGUCUGUAAGAAUUUUCACUGUGACUGGCUGCCCAGCCAGACUGGGUGAUAGCACUAUGGGUGGAUGCCCCUGGAUUUGAUGCCUGAUGGCCAAUGGCAUUGGAAAAAGGGGAAUUUCAUGCCGUAGAGCUCGCUGGUUCUUUGUGGAUAUAUUUCUUUGAGGCUAGCGAUCAGCAUUGUCACUUGGCCUCUGGCUGCAAUAUCUCGGCAUUGUAUUUAACUUUACCAAGAAAAAUAUGCCCUGGAUUGUAAUGAAUUUGACCAUUUCGGGACUGUGACUUUAACUCUUUUCAGCCCAUUAUUUGAUCUAGUCACAACAAAAUGUUUCUGAACACAAGCUAAGCUACUGUUGUAUACCAGAUGGGGAAAAAAAAUUGGUAAAGGUCAUAUUUUUAGCGAGUGGAGCCCCACAGCACUUGUGCAUUGGUAUUUCCUGGACAAUAAAUAAACAUUACUACUUACUUAGAAAGCCAUUCAGCUAACAUCUGUAGAUAUUUGAACUUCCUACAUUAAUGCCAGUGGCAAAAACACAAAACCAUCUUAAACCCUGAACCUGUGCAUGAAUUCGGAUCUUUAAUGAAAGACCUGGCUUUUCAGAGCAACAUUUCCUCUAACUCUGACCAGUAAACAACAGGAGAUGCACCGUGAAAAAGAACUUGCAUUUGAGUAGAGGCUUUCACAUUAAUAGGCCAUCAACAGUGCUUUGGAUCUGUUGUAGUACUUUCACUUCCAGUUACUGUUGUAAUAAUUUUAUGUUCCAAUCCAGGAUACUUUUUGUAUUUAGUAUUUUUCAGUUUGCAUUCAGUAACCUCUACAACCAUUACUGGGGGAAAUAGGAUGGGAAACAGGACAUCUUAGUCAUAAUGGACAGUACAUAGGUCAAUGUAGUUUGUGUGCUUGUACCUGUAUAAAUGAAGACGGUGCAGGAGUUGGCAUUUGGACCAAGAUUUGGGGGGGGGGGGGGUCUCAAUUUUAUUCUUAAGUCUUCUACUACCACCACCACCACCAUUUAACAACAAAAACCCUGCCCAUGUUUGCUUUUCUUACUAGUGCAGUAUCUGCACUAAUAUUUUCUUGGUAUUGGCAUGUCUGUCACCACUUGAUCUCUGCUGGAAAUAUCAGUUGCUGAAUCGCACUGACUUGCAGUUGUAUAUAGUAACAGUGAUGUAUUUAUAUACUGAAGGAGAUUAAAAUGUUUUACUGUCUAGUGUAAGAUAAUGUGUAGAGCUGGCUCUGCAAUGAGCACAGAUUUGUUAAUUUUUAGAAAAAUCAUCAGCAAUGUAAUAUCUGUAAAUAACCAAAUCGACUAGCUCCUUACUGUAAUCUUUAUUAAAGAAAAGAGUACAAAUUACAAACAAUAAAAUUUUCCAAAAAAUGAA